GUUGUGUAUUUUGCUGUUGCAUUGUUAAUUUUUUUCAUUUAGAAGAUUACUCUGACGCUUUGGUUAAUCACCGGUGAGUCUAUCACAUAUGCUAAAGAAAACUUUGAAACCUUCAGAAUCGUGUUGUGCUGGUAGUAUGUACACAUAGUUACAACAUGGCCCUUAUGAUACACUUCUUCAGCUAAGAUGUAAAACCGCUUUCAUAGUUUCUGGGCUUUUGGAGCUUGUGUUUUUAUUUUCCAAGCCUUGCCCUCUUGUUGCCUUCUGGUUGCCCAGACAAACUUUCAUGAGAAAACAUCAAUCUGCUCAGUUUUUUUUUUAUCACAUCAGUUAAGAUGCAGAUUGGCAUAUAAAACUAGGAUAGCUACAGACGUGAACUUGGUCUAGAAAAAGGAUGAUAUUGACAAAUAUACUCCACUUUAAACUGAAUUUAGGAAUUAUUGUAGUACGGUGAUUGAUUAGUUUGCAAGUAUUUAAUGAGUAACAUUUGCACUAUAUUGUUUUGUUUUACAUGCACAAGGGUAUAUUCAAUUGAAGUAGCGCAGUGGAGGAGUUGAUGGUCGGACAGGUUGGUCGAUUCUUUGGUUAUCAUACCUAGUGGAGUGGGGAUAGAAGUGGAUUGGACACUAUUGGCCUGAGCUUGUCCUAAGACAAGGGUUAUUUAAAUAACUGUUACAGAAAUGGAUAAAAGCUGGAUGGAUGCUGAUAGGCACACCGAAACAUACAUUAAUGGGGUUAAAGGAUUUAUUCAGUUUGCUUUUACCCAUUCAGCAAAAGGGAACACUAUAUUAUGCCCUUGCAGAAAGUGCGUGAAUUGUUCUUGGCUAGAAGCUAGUGAUGUCCAGGUGCACUUAGUAUGUGAUGGGUUUGUGACUGGCUAUAGAAGAUGGGAAUAUCAUGGGGAGGCAUCAUACUUGUAUCCACCAAAUAGUGAUGUUGAUGUAAAUGCGAUGAAAGUGAGGAGAUGGAUGAGUUAGAAGAGUUAGAUGAGAUGGGUGAACUGAUUAGAGAUAUGAGACAUGAAUUUGGCGAUUUGAGUGAUAGUGAUGAUGAGGCUGAUCCUACCGACCAAUACAAUCCAAAUAACCCUUUUAAGCAAUUAGUAGGUGACGCAGCUGAAGAGCUCUUUCCAGGCUGCACCUCUUUCUCAAAGUUGCGAUUCAUUGUUAAUUACUCUAGAACAAAAUAGAGGAUGCAAUUAAUGAUCAUCCAGAACUUUUGGAGAAAACCAUUCAACAAGGUGAUGUAUUGGCACAUGUACUUGGCAAAGAGAAGAAUGGCUAUGUUCGGUGUGUAGGCCUAGGACCAAGUGCUGGUACUAUAGGCAUGCUUGGAGCUCAAAGGCUGAAAUCUACAAAGCUGCAGAUGGCUGAGCUAGAGGCUGAGAAAGUUUGGAGGGCGAAUGAACUUCUAAAAGAGCAAGUACAUGAAAUUUCAAAUAACGCAAAAUCCCAAAAAUCCCAGAUUGAUGCGUUGAUCGAAGAAGUGAGCCAACUGAGGAUGAUGGUGUCACAGUCCAAUUCUGGAAACAACAGUAGCAUGGUCAAUCUCAACCAUGAAGAAGGAGAAGGAGAAUCUGCUGAUUGGGAUGAAGAACAACAAUUUCAAGCGGAGGAGGAACGCUUAGAUCAAGAGAUCAGGGGAGCAACUGAGAAAUUUGAAAGAAUGAAAGCAAGAGCAAAACUGUUGCAUAAUAAGAAGGAAGCAACACUGCGACACAACAGAGUUGCGGCCCAGCAUGAGAAGAGCGAAGCAGAAAUCCUAGAGGAAAAGAGGAAGGAAAUAGAGCUGCAAAACGAGAAGGUGGCCGAAGACCUGCAAAGGAAGGAGGCUGAUCAGAUGCAAAAGAAGAAGGAAGCUGAACAAUUGCGCAAGAAGAAAGAACUAGAACAACAAAAGAAGGAACAAGUCCAGGCGCAAAAGAAGCUAGGAGUAGCAAUUACACAAAAGAAUCAUCAGCAAGGAAAGAUGGUGACGCUAUACAAUGUUUUCAGGGACCAUAGUGUCCCUGUUGCCAAAGCGACCAUUUUGUCAACUGAUCGGAACAAGAUAGUAGGUGGUCGGGAGCUUGGUGCUGAAUGCUGUGAAGUUGUCGUUGACUAUAUAAUGAAAAAAGAUGCCAUAUUGCCUCGUCCUGUUGGGAACAUCACCACCAUUGGACAUUCUCAAGGGAGAGCAAUUGCCUGGUUAUAUAAGCAUUUGGAGGUGCAGAAAUAGAUGGCAAAGCAACCUCACCUCCACUAGAAGAAUGACAGAGCUAAGUAGCUGCAAAAGGACGAUGAUCCCUGAUUUGGAAUGAGUACUUGUUGGAUGCUUUUGUUCACUUCGAUGAAGACUGCUAUUUUAGAAACAUUUAUAUGUUCUUGUGCACUGUUGUUGAAGAAGUGAAUUUGAUUGAUCUCUGUAUCCCAGAUAUGAACCAUGUACUAGAUAAUGAAUCUUGUCAGUGUACUUUUGAAGAAUUGAAUGGAUCUUGUCAGUGGAAUUAUUGCUCGAUUCUUGUUUA
This is a messenger RNA of Lolium perenne, 2506 nucleotides long. RefSeq lists its product as uncharacterized. The record is from RefSeq and is a predicted model, not a curated record. NCBI's taxonomy places the organism in Eukaryota, Viridiplantae, Streptophyta, Magnoliopsida, Poales, Poaceae.